Molecule: messenger RNA, 2835 nt
Organism: Pelodiscus sinensis (Chinese soft-shelled turtle)
Lineage: Eukaryota; Metazoa; Chordata; Testudines; Trionychidae
Source: RefSeq, a predicted model, not a curated record
AAAGGCAGGAUUCGGGCGGCGUGUUAUUCUAGUCUUGAUCUUUUCGAAGCUUAUUACUUUUUGUAGUCAAGGGGCAUAAUGUCAGGUCGAGGAAAGCAGGGAGGUAAAGUGAGAGCAAAAGCUAAAUCUCGUUCUUCAAGAGCUGGGCUUCAGUUCCCUGUAGGCCGUGUGCAUCGUCUUCUUCGAAAAGGUAAUUAUGCUGAGCGCGUGGGGGCUGGCGCGCCAGUGUAUAUGGCUGCUGUGCUUGAAUAUCUGACCGCUGAAAUUUUGGAGUUGGCUGGUAACGCAGCACGAGACAACAAGAAAACCAGGAUCAUUCCCCGUCACCUACAACUCGCCAUCCGUAACGAUGAGGAGCUUAACAAACUGCUGGGGAAAGUCACGAUCGCUCAAGGUGGUGUUCUGCCCAACAUCCAGGCUGUACUACUGCCUAAGAAAACCGAGAGCCAUAAGGCGAAGAGCAAGUAAAAAUAACAGUAUUCUCAAUUAACCCAAAGGCUCUUUUCAGAGCCACCCACAGUAUCGAGAAAAGAGUUGAGUUUCUAAUAUAUCUUGCCUACUUCUUAAAACUUACCAUGCUUUUCAAACGUGGGGGAGAAGCAAAAUAAAGCCUCAUUAACCAAUCCAUGUAAAAGGCAGGCUUUUUAAAUUAUCCUAUUGUUGUGAAGGGCAGACCCGUUAUUCAUGAGCUAUUAUUAGAAUGAGGGAGAGUUGUAAAUGACAAAUUCUCAUCCUUUACAUUACUGGGAUAAAAAGCACUUGCCCCAUCAUUCAGAUUUUUUAAAUUGUUUCAGAUAGAUUGAAUUAGCUUCCAACUAAUACACUUGUUCAAUGCAUUGUUGUGAAAGUGAAAUAGACCAAAUCCUCUCAAAACCAUUGAGUUUCAGCUCCUUCAGGAAUGGGAUUGGGGGCAGGGAGGCUCUUAAGACCUACUAGGGUUGUUUGCAUGAGACAGCUUCACUUCUUGGGCACUGCCUUCUUUGCUUUUCCUGCUUUUGGUUUGGUUGGUUUAGACUUGGAAGCUUUGGGCCUCUCCGCCUUAGCUUUAGCCAGGCUCUUAGCUGCCUUCUUGGACUUGGUAGGUUUAAACUUGUUUGGCCUCUUGGCCACCUUUUUGACUGCAGAAGCCACUGGUUUCUUUGCUUUUUUUCCAGGCUUUUUCAUGGUAACAGCAUUUUUAGGCUUCUUAGUAGUGCUGGCAAGUUGCUUAGCAGCUAGUUUCUUAGAUUUUGUUACUGGCUUCUUGGGUGCCUUCUCCUUGCUCUCACCUGGUUCUUGCUGAGUUUGAAGGAAUCAGAGGAGACAUUUCCUUUAAUCUACACCAAAAUUUUCCUUUGUUCACCAGACUCAACCACACCUUAAUAUGACUAUUCUCUUAAUUAUAGCCAUGAGCUGCCAAAGCUGUCUUCAGAGCUGCUCAAGAGAGUCCUUUACGCUCCUUGGAAGCCAAUAAAUUUGGUCACACUGAGGCCAGCUGGGCUUUCCACCCUCCUACUGUUUGCCUUUUUAGCUGGAGCAGAAGCAGCUAGAGCUGUAACUAGACAGUUACAGAUAUGGUGAAACAAGUUUCAAAACGGGGGAAAAGUGAACUAGUAUGAUGCCUGUUAUUUAUAGGGAGGAGUCACUGUCUGAUUUGAGUGCUAAAGAACCCGCCCAUCUGCAAACUAGAAAAGGCUCUUUCCUGUCUCCUUUUGUGUUUCUUUGGCAUCAAUUAAGUAUGUUUGCCAUCAAAUUAUCCAUUUUCUCAGCCAAAUGAAGCUGAAACAGAAUAUUUUCAUCCUUUAAUGUUUCAUACAAAAGUAAUAUAAUUACAUUAAAUAAAAAAUUAUAAACUUUUAAUAUUUAACCUAGAUGGACCUUGAGUGAGGAAAAAACCUGUUUUCCUUUGUAAAUGAAAAAAAGUCCCUUUUCAGAAAAUCAAAAAAAGUAAUGCUUUUUUAUGGUCUUUUUUUUCUAUUGGGAAAGAAAGUGAGUAAUUGUGUCAAUAAGUUCAUUAUAAAACUAUUUCAAACAAAGAGGUAUGUAGUACUCCCAGUAAAUAAACUGCAGGCAGGUUGAACAAGGUAUAUACCUCCAACCUUAAAGAAGUAUUAUUGUUUUGUUUUUAACAUUUGAAUUAUCAUUGGGACCACACAGGAGCUGUAUUUUUAAAUAAACAUAAGGUGGUAACCUUGUUAGCACUAGCCCAAGCUCGCAUAUAAUGUGAGAGUUGAAACAUUAGAGAUUACAACUCAAUUAGUAUCCGAGGCUUAAUUCAGAAUCAAUGAGAAACAACACUUCUAUGAAUUCUGUAUAAAGUAUUGAUUAAAAUUCAAUCUCUCUCUCUACUAAAGAGCAGCCUGGCUCUUUGGUUGUUGGGUAGGAAGGGCUUUGUCUUUUUUUGUUGGGUUUCCCUCUACCUUGAUAAUAAUGGAUGGUCCUUAAGAUUCCUUGCUGGUUUCAAAGCUAUUCCGCUGGUCUGAGACAGCAGGGAAUUUGAAAUGUUAAUUCUGAUUGACAAUUUGAAAAGCCCGCGUUUUGAAAUGGAAGGUAUAGAAUUCCCCGAUUAGGUUCGCGUGGUCAGACUGGUUUCACCCACCGAAAGAAGUGCUGCAGUACCUUCGGGGAUUUUUAAAUCUACAUUUAGACAUCUCUGAUUUUCACCACUGCUUAAUAAAUUCCUUAACGUAUUUUCAGUCACAUCUGUUUUUAAUGAAGUUUAUUUGAUAUCUUUUAUUUUUCAAAUGAUAAAUGGAAUACUGUAGACAAAAACCUGAUCUUACACAGCACAAUUUACAUUAUAGUUUUCAGAUUGUCAUUCGGUAACAAUAAAGCAUGUUUCCAGUGAAUACAAAG